Molecule: messenger RNA, 1262 nt
Organism: Theobroma cacao (cacao)
Lineage: Eukaryota; Viridiplantae; Streptophyta; Magnoliopsida; Malvales; Malvaceae
Product: cytokinin riboside 5'-monophosphate phosphoribohydrolase LOG1-like
Biological process (GO): cytokinin biosynthetic process
Cellular component (GO): cytosol; nucleus
Molecular function (GO): hydrolase activity, hydrolyzing N-glycosyl compounds
Source: RefSeq, a predicted model, not a curated record
AGGGACCAAAGACACCAAUUUUUCAUUCCCCCUUAACUUUUGGGCUUUGGUUUUUCAAGAGAUUGCUGACUGCUCUUACACAACAAACACAUUCCUUUUGGGUUCUUUUCUCACACCUUAAAGAAGAGAAAAUCACUAUUUGAAGCAAAACCAUAGUCGUCUCAAGCUUUUCCUCUUAUGGAAAAUCAACAACUCCACCUCCAUCACCACCUGCAACAGCAGCAGCAGCAGCAACAACAGCUACAACGACAACCCAAUUCCAUGAAGUCAAGAUUCAGACGUGUCUGUGUCUUUUGCGGCAGCAGCCCUGGCAAGAAUCCUAGCUACCAGCUUUCUGCUAUUCAGCUUGGCCAACAACUGGUUGAAAGAAACAUUGACUUGGUUUAUGGAGGAGGAAGCAUUGGCCUGAUGGGGCUGGUCUCUCAAGCUGUCUUUGAUGGUGGUCGCCACGUGUUGGGGGUAAUUCCCAAGACUCUCAUGCCAAGAGAGAUUACAGGCGAGCCAGUGGGAGAAGUAAGAGCUGUGUCAGGCAUGCACCAACGUAAAGCUGAAAUGGCCCGUCAAGCCGAUGCGUUUAUUGCCUUGCCAGGUGGCUAUGGAACCCUGGAAGAGCUCCUGGAAGUGAUCACUUGGGCUCAGCUAGGAAUCCAUGACAAACCAGUGGGAUUGUUGAACGUGGAUGGGUACUACAACUCACUCUUAUCAUUCAUAGACAAGGCUGUGGAUGAAGGUUUCAUAGCGCCAGCUGCCCGUGACAUAAUUGUCUCUGCCCAAACUGCCCAAGAACUCAUGUGCAAGCUCGAGGAGUAUGAACCUAAACACUCUGAGGUGGCCUCCAAGCUAAGCUGGGAAAUGGAGCAACAAUUAGGUUUCACGGCAAAAUCAGACAUUGCUCGUUGACCUGAUCAUCACAUUCAUUCACACAUGAUCGACAAAUUAUGACCGUAGAUUCUUAGCCAUAUACAACAACAACAACAACAACAAGAACAACCUUUGUAGAUGCAAGCUCCACAGACAAGUUGCCGGUACCAGUGCCACACCACAGUUUCUUUUAUUCCAGCUGUGGAUCAUGCUGUGAAUUCUUUUUUCUUUUCUUUUUUCUUCUGGUUGUUAUUAUUAAUAUUUUUUGCCCUUUUGGUUUAAUUAGAGUCUGACCUGGACAAACAAUGUCAGUGACUUUCUUAGCUUCCUAAGUCGGUGAUUGCUAAUUCUGUAUAUUUUAUUCUUUCCUUUCUUGAAAUGAUGGGUUGUUACAUAUUGCU